AUGGACAGGCAGCACACGACGUCGAUUUGUCCGCUGGCCUACGGGUCUCUUGCUGAGGCAGGAGCUGCAGUGGAUACUCAUCUACUAACACUGUGCCGUCCACAUUACAAGCCACCAACUGCCAUUUUGCCGGUGGCACAAUAUCUUUUGCCGUUGCCUCAAGACGGCACCCGUUGGGGAUCACUCAGGGAGGUCUGCGAUAUCCUCUUUACGCCCUCCAGUCCGUCUUUUCUCUUAGCGUGUACGUCUGAAGGCACUGUUCUUAGUUUCGACAUGAACCAUGGAGCCUUCGUUUCUGAAAUGCGGGUAACUGGGGAGCCUGGUGCGGUGCCCAAGAGCUAUGCUGCUUGCGUCCAUUUGAACCGGGACCCGAACACUCCUCUGCUUUUUUCCGGUUCCCCAAAUGGCGACGUUAUGGUAUUCGACUCACGUACAUCAGGUCUCAGCUCCAAGCUUUUUGGACAGAAGCUCUGCCCCACUCUUCGCCUUCCCUCCGCGCAUGAUGGUGCUCUUUGUGGGAUCGGGACUGGCGUGGCUCUUCAUCCGCAGUUAUUUCUCACCGGAGGCCGCGAUGACCGGUGGAUUCGGGUUUUUGACCUUCGAUUCCCAUUUCAUUACAGCUCUGGAGGUUCCGGCUGCGGAAGUAUAACCCCAUAUCCACUGGAAUCAAGGCGCUUAGGGCCGAGUGGGCCGGAUGGCGGGUGCCAGUCUGCGUUCACGGCGUUUGACGUGUCUCCGGAUGGGUCGUUGCUGGCAGCGUCUAUCGCGCGGUAUCGUGCUGUUGAGCACGCGGGAACUACUGGGGCUUUGGAAUCGGCUGAUGGCGAGACAAUACUCAUUAGCUUGCCGGACGGCAUGCGUGCUACCAAAACCAUCGCUUCCGCUGAUGGAUGUGUAGCGGAUUUCGUUCAAUUUUCUCCCAACGCCAAGUAUAUUUUGCAGACUGGUGGUGCAGGAGCAGCGCAUUGCAACCUUUGCUGGCAGUGCGCAUGCCGUUGUUUUUGUGGUUCCAGCGUUCCCCGACGACAGUUUAGUGCGCCGGGCAACAGCUGUAGCGGCUUCCAGCUUCGUACUCCUGCUCUCAAAGGAUUUAGAAGAAACUUUUUGACCGAACCACGGAGUGGCAGCACUGAAGAUGCACUUCUCAGGGACCGAGUCAUGCCCGGCCAGACACCGAGUGGUCGUCGAUGCGCUUAUCACCGGGCUCAGCUUGUGAACCUGGUGCAGUCAAACAGGGCUGUCAACCUAAAAAGUCCCGCUGACGGUGCCGCCGCUUUUGCUGACUCAUUCUGCCUAUCCCACUCUCCUCAACGGCAACAGCCUGAUGCAGACACUCAAUUGGAUCCGCCUGGAGAGGAGGAAGCUCCGGUGGAAUGCAUCCCACCUUCAGUGACACCGGCUGGGGAACAAACGCGCAGCUUUCUUCGUCUAUUGCACUUCACGCUUUAUGGCCCCCAAAGUGGCUACGGUCAGAGCUGCAGACAACGUUUCUGGGACCAUCUCUACAGGGUGCAGAGCUCAAAGGUUGUUGCGGCUGGAACUGAAGGCGUUGUUGCCAACGCAGUGUCGCAGCGCAUGCAUAGUGCUCAGCAGCAGCAAGGAAGAAGUUGUAGAGAACGGAAUCAGGCCUGUGUGAGCUCACCCGAGUAUGGCGUCUGUACUAAUUCGCCUACAGUUUCCAUGAGAGGAGCGGAAGCUCCCUCGACAACAGUUUCCGAGGCAAGAGGAGCUGCCGUCAAUGACGCACGAGCACCAACCAAGCCAUUAUUAUUUCCCCUUCUUCACCCACAGCUGUCUCAGUUCGCCUCAAGCUGCGGUCCGCUGCACCCCGCUUUUGUCCGUGCAGAGGCAGCUUCUUGGCCAUUCAAGUGUCGGUUGUGGGGAGGCCUUGUUGUGGGGUAUGGCGGCUCCACAGCAGAUCGGUGCGGCUGCCACCGGCUGUAUGAUGGACUGAAACUGUGGGACUCCACUACUGGUGUCGUACUGAGCUGGGCAGAAGGCGAAUUGGCGUCCGAGGACAGUUUGAGGUGUAUUGCGCCCGUUCCGGAUGUCAGCAGCAGCCUCCUCGUCACUGGAGGAUAUGUACCGUCUGAUCUUCGCAAGAUGCGGCAGUCUGCCCCAACAGCAGGCUUGACGUUUUGGUCCUUGCGUCGUCGGGACGAUCUGCUGUUGUCCGCCCUUCAAGGUUCGUUUUCGCUAGAGGUACAAUUAAACGACGAUCCCCCUGAAGGCGGCGGUGACUAG
Messenger RNA from Eimeria acervulina, 2244 nucleotides. RefSeq lists its product as hypothetical. The record is from RefSeq and is a predicted model, not a curated record. NCBI's taxonomy places the organism in Eukaryota, Apicomplexa, Conoidasida, Eucoccidiorida, Eimeriidae. The coding region runs from base 1 to 2244 and encodes 747 amino acids. The transcript has 2 exons. Gene Ontology annotation, molecular function: protein binding.